AUGAGUACCGACAACGCUGGCGUUCGCUUCUGGCGCAAACAGAAGCUUGGUUCGCGUGACUUCACUCUUCGCGAAGCCAGAGAAACAGGCGACGGCGAUGGCGAGGGAGAUGGUAGCAUUCGCCAAGGUACCUCAACCGAGUACCGUACGUACAAACGACGCUGGUUUGGUCUCGCUCAGCUUACACUGAUGAACAUCAUUGUGUCUUGGGAUUGGAUGACAUUUGCACCAGUAGCAUCACACGCUGCCGAGUACUACAAUGUCCGCGAAUCGACAAUCAACUGGAUCAGUACUGCCUUCUUUCUCGCAUUCGUAGCCGUUUUCCCAAUCAGCAUUGCCAUUCUUCACCGAGGCCCCAAGCUGGCCUUUAUGACAUCUGCUGUUCUCAUUCUCAUCGGCAACUGGAUUCGAUAUGCCGGUUCUACCAAAGCUAGCGGUGGAAACAUCGCUUGUGCCAUGGUUGGAGAGAUUGUCAUUGGCUUUGCCCAGCCGUUUAUCCUUGCGGCUCCAACUCGAUACUCGGAUAUGUGGUUCACUAACCGUGGCCGCGUUGCCGCAACAGCCCUCACGAGUCUGGCAAACCCAUUUGGCGCAGCAAUCGGGCAGCUCAUUACACCAUUCAUGGUGAAGCAAUCUAGCGAUGUUUCAAGCAUGGUCCUCUACAUCUCCAUCAUCUCAACUGUCUUCGCCCUUCCGGCUUUCCUGGUACCUGCCAGCCCUCCUACGCCGGUUGGUCCUGCUUCUGAGACCCCUAAACUCAGUCUCCGCGAGUCCAUCAGCGUUCUGGGUCGCUCUCUAGAAAUCUGGUUGAUUCUCAUUCCGUUCGGCGUCUAUGUUGGCUUCUUCAACUCAAUCUCUUCUCUCCUCAAUCAGAUGCUCACACCCUACGGCAUUAGUGAUGACGAGGCUGGUAUUGGUGGUGCAGUUUUGAUUGUUGUUGGUCUUGUUGCAUCCGCAAUAUCUUCUCCGAUCAUCGAUCGCACAAAGAGCUUCCUUCUGACACUCAAGAUUCUCGUACCUCUGGUUGGUAUCAGCUACUUGAUGUUUGUUUGGAUGCCGGAAACCAGGGACGUGGCCGGCCCUUACGUGGUACUCGCGAUCUUGGGCGCAUCGUCCUUUUCGCUUGUCCCUGUUGCACUCGAGUUCCUCAUCGAACUGAGCCAUCCACUCAGCCCCGAGGUUACUUCAACUGUGGCAUGGGCUAUGGGUCAGCUCUUUGGCGCUAUAUUCAUCAUCAUCAGUGAUGCGCUUGCAGCAGGCAAAGAUGCCAGUCCCCCGAAGCACAUGAAGAACGCAUUGGUGUUCCAGGCGGUACUGGCUCUUGCAGUAGUACCUCUCCCCUUGUGCCUGGGACUUUUUGGCCGGGAGCACAAGACGGCACUACGUCGCAUCCGUUCUGAUGAAGAGAAUCGAUCCAACACUACCGUGGCCACCAACCCAUGA
Molecule: messenger RNA, 1443 nt
Organism: Fusarium pseudograminearum CS3096
Lineage: Eukaryota; Fungi; Ascomycota; Sordariomycetes; Hypocreales; Nectriaceae
Exons: 3
Coding region: 1-1443 (480 amino acids)
Biological process (GO): transmembrane transport
Cellular component (GO): membrane
Molecular function (GO): transmembrane transporter activity
Source: RefSeq, a predicted model, not a curated record